Messenger RNA from Drosophila gunungcola (fruit fly), 3453 nucleotides. It is a transcript of the gene Tudor-SN, whose product is annotated as staphylococcal nuclease domain-containing protein 1. The coding region runs from base 176 to 2956 and encodes 926 amino acids. Lineage: Eukaryota; Metazoa; Arthropoda; Insecta; Diptera; Drosophilidae. Gene Ontology annotation, cellular component: RISC complex; nucleus; cytosol. The record is from RefSeq and is a predicted model, not a curated record. Gene Ontology annotation, biological process: regulatory ncRNA-mediated gene silencing; mRNA catabolic process. Gene Ontology annotation, molecular function: nuclease activity; RNA binding. The transcript is spliced from 4 exons.
GCACUGUCACUGUGUGAAAAUUUUUAGAUUUUGUGCGGUGCGGUUCGUUUUCUUGCUCCAAUAAGUUCAUUAGGCUGGAAGCGGUGUUUAGCCCAAAGCGCAAUCAAAGCAAUAUCCGACAUCGAAGCCUAGUGCCACGGCCCUCUGCUAGUAACUCCCCGCAUCCGAAAAGAAAAUGGCAACAGCAGCAAGUAGCGCGACAGCUGCCGGAGCAGCGAAAGACGCCCCGCCAGCGCCUGCGAAGUCGUUGUCCGGCGUUGUGAAGCAGGUUCUCUCCGGCGACACUGUGGUUAUCCGCGCGACCAAAGGUGCCCCGCCCCCGGAGAAACAAAUCACCUUCUCGCAUGUCCUGGCCCCGAAGUUGGCUCGUCGUCCCGGCGCCGGCGGCGACGAGACCAAGGACGAACCCUGGGCCUGGGAGUCGCGGGAGUUCCUGCGCAAGAAGCUGAUUGGUGUUGAAGUGACCUUCACGUUCGACAAGCCCGCCAACUCGAACCGGGAGUACGGCUUUGUGUGGAUCGGCAAGGACAAGGAAACUGGUGAGAAUGUGGUCGAGUCCAUUGUGCGUGAGGGCCUGGUAUCGGUCCGCCGCGAGGGACGUCCCACGGCUGAACAGCAGACCCUCAUCGAGUUGGAGGACCAGGCACGUGCCGCGGGCCGCGGCAAAUGGUCGACCAACGCGAGUGUCGCCGACAAGGUGCGCAACAUUAAGUGGGCCCACGAGAACCCCGCCCACCUGGUCGACAUCUACGGCGGAAAGCCCGUUAAGGCUAUCAUCGAGCACGUGCGCGAUGGCUCCACCGUCCGCGCAUUCUUGCUGCCCGACUUUCACUACAUCACGCUGAUGAUUUCUGGCAUCCGGUGUCCAGGGGUCAAGUUGGACGCUGAUGGCAAGCCUGACCUGAGCGUUAAGGUCCCGUUUGCCGACGAAGCUCGCUACUACGUGGAGACCCGCCUCUUGCAGCGGGAUGUGGAAAUCCGCCUGGAAUCGGUCAACAACUCCAACUUUAUUGGCACGAUUUUGUACCCGAAAGGCAACAUUGCCGAGUCAUUGCUGCGCGAGGGACUUGCCAAGUGUGUCGACUGGUCCAUGGCUGUUAUGAAAUCUGGCGCUGAUAAGCUGCGUGCUGCGGAGCGUGUUGCAAAGGAAAAACGCCUGCGCCAAUGGCAAGACUAUCAGGCAAAAACACCCACUUUUAAUUCGAAAGAGAAGGACUUCUCCGGAACAGUGGUGGAGGUUUUUAAUGGCGAUGCUAUCAAUGUACGCCUAUCCAACGGUCAAGUAAAGAAGGUCUUCUUUUCGUCCAUCAGGCCGCCGCGUGACCAACGGGCGGUGGUUGGAACCGACGGCGAAGAAAUCGUAAAAGCCCCCCCCCGCGGAAAGAACUAUAGACCACUCUAUGAAAUUCCGCACAUGUUUGACGCUCGCGAGUUUCUGCGCAAAAAGCUGAUAAACAAGAAAGUGCAGUGCAACCUGGACUACAUCUCGCCCCCACGUGAAAACUUCCCUGAGAAGUACUGCUACACGGUCUCGAUUGGUGGUCAAAACGUUGCAGAGGCUAUGGUGGCCAAGGGCUUGGCUACAUGUGUGCGCUAUCGCCAAGACGACGAUCAGAGAUCUUCCGCCUAUGAUCAAUUGAUUGCUGCCGAGCAGCAAGCUAUCAAGGGAUUGAAGGGACUGCACGCAAAGAAGGAUAAUGCAACACUGCGGGUAAACGACCUGACUGUUGACCAUUCCCGAAUUAAAGUCCAGUACUUGCCGUCGUGGCAGCGAGCUCUGCGUAGUGAGGCCAUUGUUGAGUUUGUUGCAAGCGGAUCGCGCCUCCGACUCUUUGUGCCAAAGGACAGCUGCCUUGUCACAUUCCUCCUAGCAGGCAUUUCGUGUCCGCGCUCUUCCCGCCCGGCGCUAAAUGGCGUUCCCGCCCAAGAGGGAGAACCGUUUGGCGACGAGGCUCUUACCUUUACUCGGGAGCGUGUCUUGCAACGAGAUGUUUCCGUGCAUAUCGAUACCACCGACAAGGCUGGUUCUUCAGUGAUCGGUUGGCUUUGGACGGACAGCGGUGCAAACUUGUCAGUUUCCCUAGUUGAAGAGGGCCUUGCGGAAGUGCACUUUAGUGCGGAAAAAUCUGAAUACUACCGCCUGCUGAAGAGUGCUGAAGAUCGCGCCAAGGCCGCCAAGAAGAACAUCUGGGCCAACUAUGUGGAACAAGUGCCUGAGGAAAAAACAGUUGUUGAGGAGGAGAAGGAGGACAAGGUGGUAGUGGAGCGUAAAGUCAACUACGAAAACGUAAUUGUCACUGAGAUUACCGAAACUCUGACAUUUUUCGCGCAGUCCGUGGAAAACGGAUCCAAACUUGAGUCACUAAUGAGCAAGCUUCAUGCAGAUUUUCAGUCUAAUCCACCCAUAGCUGGAUCGUACACCCCUAAGCGCGGCGACCUAGUGGCCGCUCAAUUUACUCUUGAUAAUCAAUGGUACCGCGCCAAGGUGGAACGAGUCCAGGGCAGUAACGCUACCGUCCUGUACAUAGAUUAUGGCAACAAGGAGACUCUGCCCACAAACCGUUUGGCCGCCUUGCCCCCAGCCUUCAGCAGCGAAAAACCGUACGCCACGGAGUACGCGCUGGCCUUAGUCGCCCUGCCAACUGACAACGAAGACAAGGAAGAAGCCUUGCGUGCCUUUUCCGAAGACGUAUUGAACCACAAGGUCCAACUUAAUGUGGAGCUAAAGGUCGCUGGUUCGCCGAACUUGGCCACGCUGCACGAUCCAACCACUAAAGCCGAUUUCGGAAAGCAGUUGGUCGCCGAGGGCCUUGUGCUAGCCGAGAAACGUCGUGAGCGCAAGCUCAAAGACCUUGUGGACCAGUACAGAGCCGCACAGGAGGCAGCUCUAGCCGCACACCUGGCCAUCUGGAAGUACGGCGACAUAACACAGGACGACGCGCCCGAAUUCCGCUAAAAGACGGCAGAAUACGUGCAGUAGGCCUGUAGCGUGGAGCGCGUUGCUAGCCGAAAUGUUUGUCUGCCAGAUACCCGCCCUUUAUAUACAUAACAACAAGCAACAACUUAAAGAAUAUGAAAUUACUAAUUCUAUCUAUACACACCAAUAUAUAUGAUACAUAUACCACAUUGGAAAUACAUACAUACAUAUGAACAAUGGCAUGGAAGAACACAGUACACUUUUUGUAUGCUUUAAGCAGCUGGCAAAUUACCACAAAUUAUUUGGUCUUCUAGUUUUUCCAGUCACGAUCUUUUAAAUAAAUAUUUGACACAACCUAGCAACAAUUGGAAAAAUUUGUAAACGCUUGUCCUCCAUAAAGUAUAAUACCAGAAGAGAGAAGCAUGUAAACCUUGUAAACCUCAACAUUGUCUUUUAAAUUUGCAGAUUUUAUGUUAUUGUAAAAUGUUUUUUGCAUUACUGAGUAAAUACAAUUAAAUAAUUUUUUAAAAAACCAA